AUGACGGAGAUGAACAACGAAUCAUCGGAUGAUCCACUGAAGACAAUCAACCAGCCAAAGGAUCAAUAUCGUACAGAGAUGGCUCUUGUUGUUCUAACCACGGAGCAAACGGAAGAUACGAGUGAAACUCAUCAGUUCACGGGCGAACUGCAACACAUAUCCCCCCAAACACACGAAGAAAACCUCAGUUAUGAAAAGCCGGCACAGGAACUGAGGCGUUCCACAUGUUUUAUAGAUCUCAGUCCAGAUGCAGAUCAGACAUCAACCACACUGACUGGUUCGGCAAGUCCAAAAAGUCAACCUGGUUCAUAUGCUUCGUGCAAUUCACAUGAUUUCAAACGUAUGGAUUAUAUCUAUCGACAAUUAAAACGACAUACAUGUAAAGAUGCCAUACUCAAUUACUACUUACAAGUAAUUCUUCAUCAUCUAUUGAAACUGGUUUUGCUGGAUGUAACAACCGCCGUUGCGCAGAAUAGACAAAGUAACAUGCGAAAAAGGCAUAUCCAGUCCCGAAGGACUGUUUGGAAACGAUUGAUGGAUACAACUCAUCGACUGAUCUGUUGCAACGAGCACAGUCCGCAUCGAUUUACUUUGGCCGAGUGCACUCAAUGUUGGACCACCAGUUUAAGCAAUAUCUCUCGAUGUAUUGAUAGAACUCCAGUACGCAGACUAGUGCAGGUGAAUCGAACUCACAGCGCUCCAAAUGCCACACCCUUCAACAACACAUACGACUAUCCCCUGAAUCGCUUUGUAUUGAAUUCCAAAGCUAGGAAGUGGUCGGAUAUUGCUAAUGGAAAGAACCAGACUUCGACCACAGAGGCUAGCUCAAAAGGACCAUCGCCACAGCCACAGAAACCCCUACCACCACCGCCACCACCGCCUCCACCUCCGCCACCUCCACCGCCAAUGCCACCAGUUAUACACGUCUGUGCAGCACCAGAUAACUGUUCAAAUGAUUCUUCUUAUCCCCACAUACUUCAAAAAAGGAACGAUUGCUCCUCAGAACGGUCACCAAAUCAAAUUUUGCCUCACAGUACUUCAACAGGGCACAUCGAAUCGUUUCACAGCAUCGAUCAGUACAAGUCGGAAUGGUCUCGGCUGGGAAGAAUACGUUUGAAACCUUUUCGAUGGACCCAAGUGAUACCCAGAGGUAAUCCCAACGUGUGGACCGAGGAAUCUUCAGUAUGGUCAUCGUGCUCAAACGGACACGGUACCCAACCAAAGGGUCUUGUAGAUUUGGCACAACUGGCACAACUGUUUGCACAACAAACCACAACGACUUCGUUCCGGCUCAGUGAUGGACGCAUGAAUGUGGCUAUUUCCACCUCAAAUCAUUGUUUAGGUGUUUAUUCGAAUGUGGGAUGUUCCGCGGGAGAUGUGUCAACUGAACGACUGAACUGGACAGAAAAAUACGGUUUCCAGGACGAGGCAGGUCAGUCAGGAGCACCAAAAAACGAAUGUGUGGUCGAUUCAAGCUCACGAAUUGGGCUGAAAAAUCGUUCUUCCUCGACCGGUAGAUCAAACUCAAGGCAACGAAGUCAACAGCCUCGAAUGUUGGAUAGUCAUCGAUGUUUGAAUGUGAACAUCUUUCUGCGCCAAUUUCGGACCAAUCCAGCCACCGUGGCCAACUGGAUCGAUCGAACCGAUAAUGACGUAUUCGGUGCGGAACGUUUGCGCAGUUUGAUCAAACUAUUACCGAACGAUCAGGAAUUGAAAAUAUUGAGUGCAUAUGCUGGUUCGGUGGAACUGCUGGACCCGGCUGAACAAUUUAUGGUGUGUCUAGUUCGUAUACCAAAGUAUGAUCAGAAAAUCGAUCAAAUGUUGCUACGUGAGGAAUUUCAAACCACCUUGAACUGGAUUGAUCCAGAAUUGGAAAAACUUAUCAACACGGCUGAAGCUCUCCUAAAUUCCACCAAACUUCGGAAUAUUCUUCGUGCAAUUCUGGAGAUUGGAAACUUUAUGAAUCAGCAACUGACUUUACACCGACCGGAACUGUUAGAAGUGCGACGAGAAUUUCCACAUUUGUCGGAUGUGGCGAGGUAA
Messenger RNA from Echinostoma caproni, 2043 nucleotides. The record is from the annotation of a GenBank genome assembly. NCBI's taxonomy places the organism in Eukaryota, Metazoa, Platyhelminthes, Trematoda, Plagiorchiida, Echinostomatidae.